UCUCAAUUUUCCCAGAUCUCGCGGGCUUUCAAUUGUGCUCAAAAUGGCUUCUAUUCCAGUACUGAUGACAUGCUUGCUUGCAAGUAUCUGCAUUGGUUCGCCAAUGGGCCAUCCAUCCCUUCAUGAAAUGCGUGGCCCUCGCUCACUCAAUAUACCAUCUGCUUAUAGCCGUAUCCACAGUAAUGCCGGGAUACAAAUCGAGCCCCCGAUCGUCGAAGGGCCAAAUACAGAGAAUAAAAAUACCUUGACGUUCUCGAACUGGGCUGGUGCACUCAUUCAAUCAUCAGACAUCACCAGUGUGACUGGAACAUUUACUGUGCCUUAUCCUGAAGUGCCCUUGGGAGGAAAUUCUUCAACUGCCUAUUGCGGGUGCGCUUGGGUUGGUAUCGAUGGUGACGGCGCCGACUGCCCCAAUGGCGGUCUCAUACAAGCUGGUGCCUCUUGGUGCAUCGAGGACGGCAUCACAUCAUUUAACGCCUGGUACGAAUGGUUUCCUGCUCAGGCGUUAACCACCUUCGAUAACUUUGAUGUUGAAGCCGGCGAUGAGAUCAAAGUCACUGUGACCGCAACAAGCAACAGCACGGGAUAUACAAUUCUUGAAAACUUGACUGAGGGGACCGAUGUCCGUCAUACCUGGAAGACCGAAUCUCCAGCUCUCUGCGGAGCGACUGCUGAGUGGAUCGUCGAAGACUUCUCGCUUAUUAUCGGUGGUUCGGAAUCUCUGGCACCAUUCGCUGAUUAUGGCAGUGUGGCAUUUACAGGUGCUCAUGCUACUGUUAACGGGAAGAAAGUUGGUGUUUCAGAGUCUCAAUUGGUAAAUAUGGUGCAAGAUGGGAAGACAAUAAGCAAGGCUAUUGUAUUGGACGACGAGCUCGUGGUAACAUAUAAGGGUUAAGCAUCAUGUUUCACACACAUAUAACACGCGGAAGGAAGCUGGGAAAUAGAAUUUGUUGUUAGUUGCUUAUGAUCAAUAUCCGAGCCCAUUAUACAAUUACAAAGUCAUAUCUUCCAC
Messenger RNA from Paecilomyces variotii, 1012 nucleotides. RefSeq names its product putative aspergillopepsin-2 precursor. The record is from RefSeq and is a predicted model, not a curated record. The transcript has a single exon. NCBI's taxonomy places the organism in Eukaryota, Fungi, Ascomycota, Eurotiomycetes, Eurotiales, Thermoascaceae. The coding region runs from base 44 to 895 and encodes 283 amino acids. Gene Ontology annotation, biological process: proteolysis. Gene Ontology annotation, molecular function: glutamic-type endopeptidase activity.